CGCGAGACCGGCCGGCCGGUCAGUCGGUCUCUCCGCCGACCGAUUCGGGAUUCGGCACCCACACACAGCUGGCAGCCUCGCACCUCCCGCUACAAAAGGCUUCGCACUUGGUCAUACACUUGAACAUUUCCUUUUCUUCCAGUAGUUCCAUUUCCUACAAAUAAACACGAAAAUCACCAAAUGGAGUGCAUCGUGGAGCAGCAGCACGAGCAGAUCACGGAGGCGCCGGAGACCGACGGCGCCAAGCUGCUCGUCGAGCUCCUGGACGCGUCGCUGGCCGCCGAGGAGGAGUCAUCAGCAGCGGCAGGGCCAGGGAGGGGCAGCAACCAGCAGCUCGGCUUAUUCCCAGCCGACGACGGCUGCUGGCUCGGCAGCCUCCAGGAGGAACUGAACUACUCGUCGAUCCACGCGCACCUGCAGGAGGAGGAGGACUGCGAGGACUGCGGGCUCGACGGCAUCCUCCUCCAGUCCGGCUUCGAGGGCUGCCGGUGUUCGGCUUCGCCGCCGCCGUAUGCCAAUGAGCCCGUGGAGCACUGGACGGAUGAGAUGGCCCUGGGCCCCUUCGACGGCGAGUGCGUCGGGGAGUGGUACAUGGACGGCAUGGCCAUGGAUUCGGGGUGGGACGACGGGAGGAGUUACUACUCGUUUUGUUACCCCGCCUAUGGCGGCGAGGCCUGCGCGGAGCAAUUCUACAACAGCCCGUUGUUGGAGUGAUGAACUAGCACUAGUGUCAGUGUGUGUGUGUUAGCUGUGAAGCGUUUAGUUUCUACUCGUACUCGGUAGUGCUUAGGCAUGCCUGUUCUGUUUGCUUUGCAUGCCAUUUCUGCAUUUGGCAAAUUUAGCACCGGUGCCUGAAUUUGCUGAAGAGAUCAUCAGUUGUUGGGUACUGAACUACUGGUUAAUUAAAUUCAGCUCGUAUAAAACUGUUGGUUUUGGCGUGCAUUUAUUUGUA
Molecule: messenger RNA, 952 nt
Organism: Brachypodium distachyon (stiff brome)
Lineage: Eukaryota; Viridiplantae; Streptophyta; Magnoliopsida; Poales; Poaceae
Exons: 1
Coding region: 181-714 (177 amino acids)
Source: RefSeq, a predicted model, not a curated record